Molecule: messenger RNA, 8694 nt
Organism: Hippoglossus stenolepis (Pacific halibut)
Lineage: Eukaryota; Metazoa; Chordata; Actinopteri; Pleuronectiformes; Pleuronectidae
Gene: ripor1
Product: RHO family interacting cell polarization regulator 1
Exons: 24
Coding region: 335-3661 (1108 amino acids)
Source: RefSeq, a predicted model, not a curated record
GGUAGAGAGAGCAAGAGAGGGGAUCAGUAGGAGAGUGGACAAAGUGUUAUCAACUGUGACAGUGGAGAUGGGGGACGCAAAAAAGGGGAAACAUACCCCGCUAGAGAGAAGAGGAGUGAACUAAAAGAGAAGACGGACGUAGUUAUUCCCACUGCGCAACAAAAUAAGAGAGACAGAUGUUACAGGCAGUGACAAAGUCAAAGAAAGGGAAGCAAGAAAUCAGAAAGUAUACGGACCCAAGAGUCAGUCUGUUUGCAGUGAGUAUUGAGCGCCUGUUCCUGGAACAGGGUGGGACCAUCUCUAGGAAGACUCAACUUCAACCACCACAACGACCAUGUACAGUGGAUAUGGAGGGAGUCCGUCCCGAACUCUCUCCACCAUGUCCCUGUCCGUUCGCCCAGUCAGACGCCUCAUCUCCAGAUCCAUCACUAGGAGCCAGAGUUUUACUGGAGUCAACAACUACGACAAGCCCUACAGGAACCUCUCGGUGUUCAGCACCCCAGGUCUUAGUAGAAAGCCCAGCAGAGCCAGCAGGAUGUUCACUAUGUCCACCAAGUCUAACCCACCACCAAAGGUUCCUCAACCAGAGCGACUGGAUCAGGUCUAUGAGGCACUGAGGAAAGGCCUUCAGUCUUACCUGCAGGUUCAUCAGAUGGACUUGGACAACCUCAGCAGACAAAUGAAAGAAUCAAAGAGGAACUCCAGACUGGGUUUCCUGUAUGAACUAGACAAGCAAGUGAAGGUGACUGAGAGGUACAUAAGACGACUGGAGUUUCACCUCAGCAAGAUCGAGGAGCUAUAUGAAGCCUACUGCCUGCAGAGGAGACUCCGGGAUGGAGCUGACAAGAUGGUCAAGGCGUACACUGCCUCUCUAAGCAGUAAGGAGGCAAGGGAGAGCUUAACAGAAGCCAACAAAGGCUACAAAGAGUACACUGAGAACAUGUGUGUGUUGGAGAGUGAGUUGGAGAACCAGCUGGGGGAGUUCCACAUUAAGAUGAAAGGUCUGGCUGGAUUUGCCAGAUUAUGUGCUGGUGACCAGUAUGAAAUCUUUAUGAGGUACGGUCGGCAGCGGUGGAAGCUCCGAGGCAGAAUAGAGAUCAAUUCCAAGCAGGUGUGGGACAGUGAAGAGAUGGUGUUGCUGCCGCUCGUCAAUGACUUCCUCUCUGUGAAGGUGACAGAGCUGAAGAGCUUAGCCAAUCACGUGGUUGUAGGAAGUAUUUCCUGUGAGACUAAGGAUCUGUUUGCUGCACUGCCCCAGACAGUUGCUGUGGAUAUUAAUGACCUUGGAACUGUUAAGCUAAGCCUCGAAGUCACCUGGAAUCCUUUUGAUAAAGAUGAUCAGGGGUCAAUGGCGAGCUCUGUCAACAAGCCCCCGACCGUCAGUAAGAGAUUCUCAACAAUCUUCAACCAGAGUCCACCUGACACGCCGUCCUUACGUGAACAAGCCUUUUAUAACAUGCUGCGUCGUCAUGAAGAGUUAGAGAAUGGAACAGCGUGGUCAAAUUCUUCUGAAUCCUCUGAUGACUCCUCUAGUCCUCAGCUAUCUGCAGGAGGUCCACGCAACUCGACACAUCAUAAGGCAGUGGUGGUGACACCAGAGAUUCAGCCAACUGCAACAGAAAGAUCCUCCCCUCAGCCUGACAUCUCAUUCAGCCUCAGAGACUCUUCCUCCCAAACUCCAAAAUCCACCUAUAUGGUAUGCUCCGUCAGUGAGGUUGCCAACACCACCCAUCACCCAACAGAGAGCAACAGAGAAGAGGACAAGGGGACAGCCACUGAGAUGACAAAACCUGACAGUGAGGAAGAGGAUCCAGGGAAACAGUCUCCCACUGCAACAGGGGAUGGGUUGGUGACCAAUAGCCACACCUCACACAGUUACUCGCGCUCUCUGAGCCACAUUAGUGAAAGCAGCGCCGAUGGUAUUGUGUUAACGGAUAGGUCAGCUGGGGAAUCAGGGGAGGAGAUUUCUUUGGCCUCUGGGAUCUCCAUCAAUGACAUUGAAAUGGAGCUGCCCAGCAGAACUCCUGAGUUACCUAGCUCUGCUGCCACAGACACUGACAUGUCACCGAGGAGGCUUGAUGUCGUCGAAGAAAACACAACAGUGAAUGAUGUCACAGAUCAACAUCCAAUCAGGUUGCCACAGGAUACAUCCAGCUCUGUCCUCACAUCAUUCUCCCCUAGGACUGAAGGAAUGAACUCUAGCCCUCCAUCACAAAUGAACACACUCCCACACCUCGAGUGCAACAUAGUCCCAGAGAGCGGGGAUGCAACAUAUUCAGCUCGGCGGGUGUCGGUGGAGGAGGAGAUGCCAUGUGCAGAUGCAGAUUGUCUGUCCAGAGAGGGUGAUGGUCCAGUGGACUGCGGGCUGGAGGAUGCCCUGGCAGUUGUAGUUUCCUCUCUGGAUGAUUACAGGGGACAGUUCCCUGAGUUACAACUACUGGAGCAAGAGCUGAAGCUGCUGCAGGUUACACUGAAGGGUGGAAGGCACAGCCGUUCACCCAGUGUGGCCAGCCUCACAGUGGAAACAGCUCUGGGCAGCUUUGAUUUCCUCAACAUGUCUGACUGGGAGGAAGAUGAGGAGGAAAGGAGUGACAAGAGGAACAGAAAUGGCAGGUCUCUGCAGGACAGAGGCUGGGACAGCCCCUCCUCCCCCACCCUCCCCCUCACUACAGGCUGCACUACUCUAGACUGCUCCCUGGUGGUCCACUUGAAGAACUGCAAUGCACAGUUGCUGCGUCUGGGUAUGUUUGGGCCUCUGCGCUGUGGAGAAAUGUACGCCUUAGACCGACUGCUGAGAGAGGCUCGAGUGCUUGAAAACAUCCGUCGUCUCACCAGGGACAACCCGAGACGCCUCAGACAGCCCGAUGAAGUGAUACCUCAGUUAGGCCUGUGCCUGGGUGCUGUGUCACUAUGGCAACAGUGUGUGGGGCAGGGCAGCAAGUACAGCGUCUCUGCUGAGGACUUCCUGGAUACGUUGUCUACAGCCUUCUCCAGCAUACUGCCAGAGAUGGUCAGCAGCAUGGCUGACAAAGUGUUCCUGUGUCUGAUUGAGCGAGUGCUGGAUCAGAGGUUACCACGGCGAGGCAGCAGCAGAGAUGGAGUGAUGUUGACGUUGUUCCAGCUCUGGAGUUACGUAGAGGCUAACGGCAUCAGUGACAUGGAAACACACAUCACUGAACUGGCAGAAGAGGUGUGGUUGGUGCAGCGGCUGGCAUCGUCUGACCUGGACGUGAUCGUUCACACUUUGCGGCGUCCUGCAGAGUGUAGCCUGAGAAGAGAAGGACUUCAUGCUGUGGCAAAGUUACUGAAAGACCCACGAGGCAAAGUGUCAGCAUCUGCCAGCUCUGUACUGAGAAGCCUGGCUGCCCAGCCAAGACAGAGAGAGCAGGCUUUGGUCAGCUGUCUGGAGCUGCUGGAGGAUGAGAAAGUGGACACCAGAGUGUGUGGGUGCAAGGCCUUAGCUUGUCUGAAGGCUAAAGAAAGUAUCGACCAGUUAGUGUAUCUUUGUCGGACAGACAAGGAGGAAGUCCGAGAUGCUGCCAAACAAACGCUGCUCGUCCUCGGAGAGGAGGGGAAGAUGGCCCACAGACAUGUGGAGACGUCUCAGGACAGUAUACCAAGACUCUUCGCUCCAGGAAGCAUAGCCAGCACAGCGUUCUAACACACACACACACACACACACACACACACACACACACACACACACACAGACACAGACAUAUCUACCCCAUUACUAACACUGGAAGAUCAAAAGAUAAAUACAAUAUGAUAUACAGUAUAUACACUGACAGAGAGGAGUCAUAUCAACAUUAAGAAUGACACCUUUGCUUAACACUGGGCAAAGAUUUACGUAAGCUACAAAUACUAUCGCUGUAUUUUAUAUCAGCCUGUGAUAAAUACUCCAAGAAGAUUGGUUAGACUGUAAAGAUGCUGGGAAGAAUGAAUAGUGUGAGCAAACUGGACAGGAGGGAUGAAUGAAGAGAGGAGCAGAAGAAUGAAAUUGAUAUGAGAACAGGGAAUAAUGUGUCGGCAUUGAUUAAAAUCAUAUUCAAGUCAGAUUACUGGGCAAAUGUCUUUCCACCACUGUUAUGUUCAUGGUCCAGACACAUAUAUAUACUCUUUUGAAAUAUGUCAAGAAAAGACAACUUUAUAAAGCUUUAUCAGAUAAUUACUGUUUUCACAGCUUUCAAAUGCCAAAAUAACUAUUUAGUUUCUUGUGAUUUGUGAUAUGAAAGUUGUAUUACUUUUACUUUCUUGAUAACUUUUGAUUGGUUACAUGGUGAACCAGCAGGCAUACACAGAAUAAAUAUUCCAUUCUAGCUCUGCAUAAAACUACUUUAAGCUUAAACUGCCGUGUUUACUUAAGAACUGGAGGCUGUUUGUACUGUGCUGCUCCAGAUGAACAGUUUGGUCUGUAACAUGUCUGCAAACUCAACAUUAAUGACACUAAAAAAGGCGUUCCCACACAGCUCAGCCUUCACUGUAGCCACCAGCUCUACCUAUGCUUGUUGUUUUCAAGUUUUGCCAGAUGGCUGUGGAGACCUCUCUGGUUGUAAUCAAGAUCACGUAAGACCACUUCAGUCGAACGAUGUGCUGGUUUUGAGACAGAGUCAAAGGACUGAUAUUGCUAAAUUUAAAUGGAGACCCAAAAAAAUCAAAUUUAGUCUAUAGUAAGCUUUUAACUACUGGAUAUAAACCUAGUUGUCUAAAAGGAGGACACUUGGUUGUUAAAAGACACUAUGGAAAAUCAACUUGUGUCAGUGACAUUGUAGAGCAGUUAAGGUGGCAGCAGAACUGCAGGCUGCUGUGAGGCAAGAACAAUCAAAACACAUGCACGACUGAGAGACAACUGGGAGCAUGUUUCAAGACCAGUUCUACAGCACUGACUUGCAACAUUGUUCAGAGGAAAUCAUCGUCCUCAAACCUGAUCAUGAGUGUAUAGAAAUAGUGACUAUAAAUGUUUCAUUUUAUUCUCAAAACAAAGACAUGAACUGAAGGUCCACAGGGACAGAAACAUCACUAUGGAGUGUUGGAUUCAAAGACAGGUUCAGAAACAGUUACUGGUUGCUGUAAUCCGUCUCUCCAUCGGUUAUGGCUGUGACUUAAGUGGCAUUACUUAAACAAACUAGAUGGCAUAACAUAUUGUGUCACUAACUGGCCUGACCCAUAGGAGGAGAAUAAAAGGCAUUGCUAUAGCGUCCUCCUGGCUGAGUCCCACUACCUCCCUGACCCCACUCUAAGAACUCUGUUCUGUGUCUGUAGUUUCGACACGUGAAAAGUACAGAAAGGGAUACUGGUGCUCACUUUCAGUCAGAAUUCCAUUGUGUUAAACCUGUUUGCUAAUACAGAAAGUGAAAGACAAAUGUGUUUGAAAAAUGAACCAAGGUGGAUAGAAACAUUAAAACCCUGCUUACUUCCACUCAUCCUCAAACCUGGCUAGUCUCUGCAUGAGGGUGGUGUGAUGGGUUUUCAGUGGCUACGGUGGUUUCAGAUGCUGAAACACUUUGUGAGGCACACAGAGGCCCCAAGAGAUACAAACGUCCAGUCCUUGUGCAAAAAUACAUGCCUCAGUGAACAUGAGGUGAGCAGCCUUCCCUCUGGUAGCACAGCAAAGACUCUUAUUUUACUGCAUAACACAGGAUACAGUAGAUGCAGAAUGCAGCAAGCAGCAUGUUUCAACUAACACACUCACAAAGAUAAUCCAUGUCCCACAUCUGCUAACACUGGUUUAUUAACUGUGAAUCGUCUUCCACUUAAGAAGGUCAAAAUGAAAGCUUUUUUACUCUGUAUUACAGGCCUUCAUGUUUAAUGUUGCCAACAUACUGGCAACCGAUUAAGAAGAGAAUGACUCACACUGUAGUUCUGUAUAAAGCUUGAGACUGUUUCUGCACAGAGAAUGGUUUAAACAAUACAGUGCCAUUACUCUUUACAAUUAUCACAUACCUUAUUCUAAAUGAAAAUACAUGACUAUAUGCCACUGGGAUUUAAUAUUUUGUGAUUGUAAAUUGUUUUUAUUUACCAGAGUCUUCUUUUGUAAAUGUAUACUUUGUUGUAUGAGAUGCUGUUAAAAAUGAUGAUCGACAUGAAUUCACUGUCACUGUCAGUGGCACUUCACUUUACCACUGACAUAUACCUGCUGUAAAUGAGGCUGCAAUCUGUCUGGAGUCACUGUAUUACUGUGACAGACUGCUGUGGGUAAUCUGUUGUUUGAGAAGGUAAAUAUGGAUCACUAAGAGAGGUGUAUUCAAGUCCAGGAUGACCUCCGUUUAAAGUCAGGUCAAUAACAGCUGAAGCUCAAACAGUUAUUCACUGAUUGUAUUUCAAGUAAACUGGUCCCAGACACAGAUCAUUAUGUUUAAUGGCCAUACCAGUGUUAUUUCCCUUCUCUUUUUUUUUACAAUUUAGCACAUAUAAUAUCCUAAAAUCAUUAAAAUGCUGCUUAACAUUUCACAGUUAAAACACUAGUCAUAAAACAAAAACACGGAAGACCAAAUUUUAGAACUCAAAGUGAUCACAUCUGUAAUUUGUCUGAGUAACUAAUAUCUGCAGUUAUGUACUGAUGACUUCAUAAUUACAAGAUAGGUCUGUCAUAAUUGUUAACAAUGAUCUCAUUAUUGUGUGAUGUUUCCAUUCAAAAGAACACAUCUAGCUCACUUUUAGAUUUUUUUAAUCUGACCCUCGGGCAGUAACACAAUAUUUGUUAAGCAUACUAUUGUCUAAGUAACAAUAUGUAAACAGAGCGGAAGGUAACGGUGUUAUGAGGGAUUACCAAAUAUAAUUAGGUCAAGAAUGUGGUUUUUGGUCAAUGGUAAAAAUAAAAAGAACAAAGUUACAGAAUGUGAUGUUUAGUAAAUGGGUAAAAAAAAGAUAGAAACACACUGAUAUCAUUAUAAAUAUAGUGGUCUUAACAAUUGAAGCAUCAUAACUUGUUUUUCUCAUAGUCCAACAGGUUACCCACACUGAGUUUGACGUGUGAAAAUGCCAAAAUGUCCAGCCCUGUGACUCCAGUUGUUCUGUUUCUUGUAAUCCUCUUUCUUUGGUUUCACAGUGACACUGCUGACAGUGAUGCUGUCAUUCUGCCUUUUCUUAUUUCCUGAACACCGUUACUGUAAGGUCAUCUCAGAAAGACCACUGGUUAUAUCAUUACUACAGUGAUAGUAUAUAGACGUGUCCUGGUUGCAUGCUGUGUUCUAUGAUGUAAAGAUGAUAUAUUUAUGUUGACUGUGCAUUGUUCGGGCAGUUAAAUAUAAAGCAAGAUAAAUUAAAGCAAAUUAUAUGUAGGCUAAUUCCUAGUCCAUUACUUUAAUCUAAGAAAUAGUCAAUGGAUCCAUGAAAAUGUGUUUAUUCUGAUGAAUUGUAAGAUCUCAGGUGACACAGGAGCCACUUUGACAUGUUGCUAAACGAACUGUAAAACAUAACAUUGCCAUAAGCUUCAGCUGUUAGCAUGCUGCCACACCAAGUUGGUGAACAUCAUUCUAACUUUGUGAACAUGUUAGCAUGGUGAUGUUAGCAUUUAGCUCAAAGCUCAACUGUACAACUUCAGAGUCACUAGCACACUCCUUUUUUUACCGUGGUGUUAAGUUUUCAUAUAAUUUUUUCUUCUUUUCUUUCUGUGUAACAACAGACUAAUUCUGACUGAAGACAAGUUUUAACUGAAAUUCACAUGUUUACCAUGUUUUACAUUCUACAUGUUUCAAACAGGAGUUAGAUUCAGUGUAGUGUAUGCAGACUGGACACGUCUUUGGCCUUCAAGCAGUUCCUUAUGUUCAAUGUGCCAAACCUGAGUUAGAUGUUGUCAGAAACACUGCAGUGUACAGACCAAACAAAUCAGCAGUAACUGUGUUUGUAAGGAUGAAAUCCAUCAUCUAUAACAGAGGUUAGGGACAUGUCUUAAAAUAUGUACAGUGAAAUCUGAGCUUGAAGUCAGAAUCCUCAGAUUCCUGAAUAGGUUUUAAAUCAUCAGAAUUUGAAAAGAAAAAAAAAAAAUUCUAAAUUCUGGCAUUUAAGAUUUCAAACUGUAUACCUGUAUGAAUUAUUUUUACAUAUCCUUAAUCCUCUUGUAUGCAGUACAAAUGCAUAUUUUUUAAAAGCAAUAAUGAAUCAUUGUUUUGUUGUCUCCCUAAAAAGAACAGAUAUUCAUAUAUUAUUUUCAGUUAGAGGGAGGCUGAUCAGACAACUAUCUGACUUUUUUAAUAUAACAUAUUACAAGCGACUGCAAUGUCAGAGAUGAUAAUAUAGGACUGGUGUCAUGGGGGACUUAGACUCACUGUUUGUAAAUAUGAUUGCUACCACUGUAUGCAAUGUAUUUACCACUAUUAGAUUCUAUAGGACAACAGCAAUCUGCAGCUAUAUCUCUGCAUCCAUAAAGCACUUUGCAGUGUUUAAGUGCCUCAAGGUUUGAUAGUAGCAGAGAUAUAAAAUGACAUAGAUGAAAAAUAAGAUAGAUCCUUUAUUUAAGAAUGAAGACAGUGUGAAGUUUGAGAAAAACACUGUAGUAUAUAUAUUGUACACUGUUGCAUAUAUAGUUUUUACAUAUGCUAUAGUGUUUUGUUUUUUUUCUUCUUCCACAAGCUUGUUUAAUUGUGCAGCAUUGGACUGGAAAUGUUCUAAUAUUCUUUUCUUUUUUCUAAAAAAUAAAGUGUCCAGGUAUUCUGGUGUCAAAUAUAUACAAUCUAUUAAACGUGUUCAAAAAUA